AUCAAAUGACGUGUUUUAUAUGAUCAUGUUGUCCGUGAAUGUCUAUCUUAUUUUAACUUUUCGCCUCUAACCUGAAGAACUACAAAUAAACAAUAAUCAACAAAGCAACAUUGAGGAAAAUCUAUACAUUAAUUAUCCAUAUCAAUUUAAAUAUAUAGUUAAAUUCAUAAUGGAUGUAUUUUUAAUGAUUCGACGAAAAAAUAUAACGAUAUUUACUGACGCCAAGGAUAAUACGACAGUUUUUGAACUUAAAAAAAUUAUAGAAGGUAUAUUGAAAAUACCACCUGUGAAUCAACUGCUGUUUAACAAGGAUAAUGUUCUAAUGUCAGAUAAUAAAUUUUUAUCUGAUUAUCGACUAACAUCAGCAACUGCAAAACCACAGUGUCCUGCAUUAGUAGGAUUAGCUAUACGCCAAGAAAAUGGUCAAUUCGAAUCUUUAGAAAUGACACCAUUCUCAUUACCACCUGAUCUACCAGAUGUUAUGAAAUCUCAGGAAAUCAAUGGACAAGAACAGUCACCAUGAAACAUUAUGAACCAACUGAUGAUAAGGUGUUGAAUUCAAUAUAAUUUUAUAAUUGUCAAAUAUUUCUAAAAAAGGAUAACAGCUUAAAUAACAUGAUACGAAUAUUAGGUACAUAC
Messenger RNA from Eufriesea mexicana, 639 nucleotides. RefSeq names its product transcription elongation factor elongin B (gene EloB). Gene Ontology annotation, cellular component: elongin complex; VCB complex. Gene Ontology annotation, biological process: transcription elongation by RNA polymerase II. The record is from RefSeq and is a predicted model, not a curated record. The coding region runs from base 170 to 523 and encodes 117 amino acids. Lineage: Eukaryota; Metazoa; Arthropoda; Insecta; Hymenoptera; Apidae. Gene Ontology annotation, molecular function: protein binding. The transcript is spliced from 3 exons.